ACCACUUAUUGUCGCAUUCGUAGCUAUUAGGCAUGCCCGCAAUAUCAAUUAUGUUAUAGCAGGCGAAUAUAUGCGUUCUGCCCCGUUUCCCACAACAAACGACCCCGCCAUCUCGAUCACCCAUGCCUUGCUUCCGGACUUUUAACGCCUCGGUUCGCCUGUUCAUGAACGCUGCUUCCCUGUCCCCGGCCCUCGCUCUCGCCCCUACUCUUGCCCUUGCCUUCGCCUUCGCCCACGCCCCCGCUCUUAUCCUCGCCCACGCCACGGCCCUCGGACGGUGUGCCGCCCUGUGUUUCAAGGGGCCAACGCAAGCUUGAGGGCCCAGGUCUUCGGUCUUCGGAAGACUGAAUGACUAGUGUCGAGGAGCCUUCUUGAAAAAUUGUAUGACCUGAUCCGGCGGGUUCAUCUGGCAGGUUUGAUAGGGCAGCCAAUCCCGCUGGCUGUAGCGGCAACAAGCCGGGUGGCCUUGCCAGUCUGAUGAUCUUCGGGAGCAGAUUGCACUCGGCGUAGUGGCGGCCUGCGUACCAGCUGCCGUGCCCAGUCCAGGGGCAGUCAUCGACUUCGCAAGUGGAGCUUUGGUACAGAUGGUAUUGCCGGUUGUGUGACGUCUCAAGUGCGUUGUGUAGUUGCGCCCGAAUACAAUCCUGGUCGCCGCGGAGCUUGUGCCGCUUGUACGCCUUCUCAAGCGCAUGCCAGAGCUGCCUGUAGAGUGCGCCAUA
Messenger RNA from Phanerochaete carnosa HHB-10118-sp, 719 nucleotides. RefSeq lists its product as uncharacterized. The record is from RefSeq and is a predicted model, not a curated record. The transcript has a single exon. Lineage: Eukaryota; Fungi; Basidiomycota; Agaricomycetes; Polyporales; Phanerochaetaceae. Bases 123 to 317 code for a protein of 64 amino acids.